Molecule: messenger RNA, 6723 nt
Organism: Nyctereutes procyonoides (raccoon dog)
Lineage: Eukaryota; Metazoa; Chordata; Mammalia; Carnivora; Canidae
Gene: TRPM6
Product: transient receptor potential cation channel subfamily M member 6
Exons: 39
Coding region: 274-6381 (2035 amino acids)
Biological process (GO): protein phosphorylation; protein tetramerization; monoatomic cation transmembrane transport
Cellular component (GO): apical plasma membrane
Molecular function (GO): ATP binding; monoatomic cation channel activity; protein serine/threonine kinase activity
Source: RefSeq, a predicted model, not a curated record
UUCUGCGAUUUCGGCCAGCGAGGGGCAGGUCCCGCAGUCGCGGCCCCAGGAGCUGGAAUGGGGCCAGCGCGGAGGUGGUGGCAGGGCGGAAACCUAACGGGGCGCGGGGUUCAGCGCAGGGCGGGGGGCGCGUCCCCGGAGAGGAGGCGGCUCGGCGGCUCGGCGUGAGCCCCGCGGGGAGGGCGGACGGCGCAGCCCCGAGCGGCGGGGGGCGCGUCCGGCCGGCGGGGACCGAGGCGGCGGAGCAGCGCCCCGCGCGGGAGUCCGGGAGCGAUGAGAGUGCAGCUCAAGUCCCAGAAAUCCUGGAUUGAAGGAGCGUUCAACAAGAGAGAAUGUAACAAAAUCAUACCUAGCUCAAAAGACCCUCACAGAUGUACUACAGGAUGCCAGGUCUGCCAUAAUUUAAUCAGGUGUCACUGUGGUCGAUUGAUUGGAGACCAUCAUGGGCUAGAUUAUUCCUGGACCAUCUCAACUGCCAAUGAUAAUGAAAAUGAGCAAUGGUCUGUUGAAAAGCACACGACGAAAAGCCCGACAGAUACGUUUGGCACUAUUAAUUUUCAAGAUGGAGAGCAUACCCACCACUCCAAGUAUAUUAGGACUUCUUAUGAUACCAAGUUGGAUCAUCUGUUACAUUUAAUGUUGAAAGAGUGGAAGAUGGAAUUGCCAAAGCUGGUGAUCUCUGUCCAUGGGGGCAUCCAGAACUUCAAGAUGCCCUCCAAACUUAAAGAGAUCUUCAGCCAAGGUUUGGUCAAAGCUGCAGAGACAACAGGAGCAUGGAUAAUAACGGAAGGCAUUAAUACUGGCGUGUCCAAACACGUUGGGGAUGCCCUGAAAGCCCAUUCCUUCCAGUCCUUGAGAAAAAUCUGGACAGUUGGAAUCCCUCCUUGGGGUGUCAUUGAGAACCAGAGAGAUCUUAUUGGAAAAGACGUGGUAUGCCUGUACCAGACUCUGGGCAACCCCCUUAGCAAGCUUACCACACUCAACAGCAUGCAUUCCCACUUCAUCUUGUCCGAUGAUGGGACUGUGGGCAAGUAUGGAAAUGAGAUGAAGCUCAGGAGGAAUCUGGAAAAGUACCUCUCUCUGCAGAAAAUACACAGCCGCUCAAGACAAGGGGUGCCUGUGGUGGGGCUGGUGGUGGAAGGAGGUCCCAAUGUCAUCCUCGCUGUGUGGGAGAUUGUGAGAGACAAAGACCCGGUGGUGGUGUGUGAAGGCACAGGCAGGGCUGCAGACCUCCUGGCCUUUACCCACAAACACUUAGCAGAUGAAGGGGCCCUACGUCCUCAGGUGAAGGAGGAGAUCAUCUGCAUGAUUCAGAACGCUUUUAACUUUAGUCUUAAACAGUCCAAGCACCUUUUUCAAAUUCUAAUGGAGUGUAUGGUGCACAGGGAUUCUAUUACCAUAUUUGAUGCUGAUUCCGAGGAGUCACAAGACCUUGAUUUAGCAAUCCUAACGGCUCUGCUCAAGGGCACAAAUUUAGCAGCAUCAGAACAAUUAAAUCUGGCAAUGACUUGGGACAGAAUGGACAUUGCCAAGAAACACAUUCUAAUUUAUGGACAACAUUGGAAGGCUGGCGCACUGGAACAAGCAAUGUUAGAUGCUUUAGUGAUGGAUCGAGUGGAUUUUGUGAAGCUCUUAAUAGAAUACGGAGUGAACCUACAUCGCUUUCUUACCAUCCCCCGACUGGAAGAGCUCUAUAACACAAAACAAGGACCUACUAAUAUGCUCUUGCAUCACCUUGUCCGAGAUGUAAAACAGCAUACCCUUCUCACAGGCUACAGGAUAACACUGAUUGACAUUGGAUUGGUAAUCGAAUACCUCAUUGGUGGAGCAUAUCGAAGCAGCUACACUAGAAAAAGUUUCAGAACCCUCUACAACAACCUCUACAGAAAACAUAAGCGAGUGACCAGUUUUGCUCAAAGCCUUUCCCAGCCCCCUCUUCACCGAAGACACCCCUCAGGAAAUCAAAAUGAAUCUGCAGAAAGUACGCUGCAUUCCCAGUUCAUUAGAACUGCCCAGCCUUACAAAUUCAAGGAAAAGUCUGUAGUUCUUCAUAAGUCAAGGAAGAAGUCAAAAGAAGAACAAAAUAUAUCAGACGACCUUGAAUCUACUGGCUUUAUUUACCCUUACAAUGACUUGCUGGUUUGGGCUGUGCUAAUGAAAAGACAGAAGAUGGCCAUGUUCUUCUGGCAGCAUGGAGAGGAGGCCACGGUCAAGGCAGUGAUUGCCUAUAAACUCUACCGAGCCAUGGCCCAGGAAGCUAAGGAGAGCAACAUGAUGGAUGAUGCCUCAGAAGAGCUGAGAAAUUAUUCAAAACAGUUCGGCCAACUUGCUCUGGAUGUGUUGGAGAAAGCAUUCAAGCAGAAUGAAAGAAUGGCCAUGAAACUGUUGACCUAUGAACUCAAGAACUGGAGCAAUUCUACUUGUCUGAAACUGGCUGCGUCUGGAAGAUUGCGGCCCUUUGUUUCACACACUUGCACCCAAAUGCUACUGACAGACAUGUGGACCGGGCGCCUGAAAAUGAGGAAAAACUCUUGGUUAAAGAUCAUCAUAAGUAUUCUUUUUCCACCCACCAUUUUGUCAUUGGAAUUUAAAAGCAGAGCAGAGAUGUCACACGUUCCCCAGCCCCAGGACUUCCAGUUUGUGUGGUAUUAUGGUGACCAGAACGCCAGCAGUGCGAAAGAAAGCGCUUAUACGAAAGACUAUGAUUUGGAAAGAGGCCCUGAUGAGAAACUAGAUGAAAAUCAGCACUUUGAUUCAAAGAGCGAUCCCCAAAGCCUUCCAUGGACCAGGAAAAUCUAUGAGUUCUACAAUGCUCCAAUUGUCAAGUUUUGGUUUUAUACGAUGGCAUAUUUGGCAUUCCUCAUGCUGUUCACUUACACUGUGUUGGUGGAGAUGCAGCCCCAGCCCAGCGUGCAGGAGUGGCUUGUUAUCAUUUAUAUCUUCACCAAUGCCAUUGAAAAAGUCAGGGAGGUCUGUAUUUCAGAACCUGGGAAGUUUACUCAAAAGGUGAAGGUAUGGAUUAGUGAGUACUGGAACGUGAUAGAAACUGUGGCUAUUGGCCUGUUUUCAGUUGGCUUCGGCCUCCGGUGGGGCGAUCCUCCUUUGCACACAGCGGGAAGACUGAUAUACUGCAUAGACAUCAUAUUCUGGUUCUCACGGCUCCUGGACUUCUUUGCUGUGAAUCAACAUGUAGGUCCGUAUGUGACCAUGAUUGCAAAAAUGACAGCAAACAUGUUCUACAUUGUGAUCUUGAUGGCCAUAGUCCUGUUGAGCUUUGGAGUGGCCCGCAAGGCCAUCCUUUCGCCAAAGCAGCUUCCAUCUUGGAGUCUUGCUCGAGAUGUUGUAUUUGAGCCAUACUGGAUGAUUUAUGGAGAAGUCUAUGCUUCAGAUAUAGAUGUUUGCGAAAGCCGCCCGUCUUGCCCUCCUGGUUCUUUUCUUACUCCGUUUCUCCAAGCUGUCUACCUCUUCGUACAGUAUAUCAUCAUGGUGAACCUGUUGAUUGCUUUUUUCAAUAAUGUUUACAUGGAUAUGAAAUCCAUCUCCAAUAAGCUAUGGAAAUACAAUCGCUAUCGCUAUAUCAUGACCUACCACCAGAAGCCUUGGCUGCCCCCACCUUUCAUCCUGCUGAGCCAUGUUGGUCUUCUCCUUCGCCGGCUUUGCCAUCAUCAGGCCCCAAAUGACCAAGAGGAGGGUGAUGUUGGAUUAAAACUCUAUCUGAGUGAGGAGGAUCUGAAAAGACUUCAUGAUUUUGAAGAGCAGUGUGUGGAAAUAUACUUCCACGAGAAGACGGAAAGUCUGAAUAAUAGCUAUGAGGAACGAAUCCGAGUAACAUCAGAAAGGGUUACAGAGAUGUACUUCCAACUGAAAGAAAUGAAUGAAAAAGUGUCUUUUAUAAAGGACUCUUUACUGUCCUUGGACAGCCAAGUGGGACAUCUGCAGGACCUCUCUGCCCUGACAGUGGAUACCCUAAAAGUACUUUCUGCUGUUGACACCUUACAAGAGGAUGAGGCUCUCCUGGCCAGCAGAAAACACACUACUUGCAGAAAACUUCCCCACAGCUGGAGCAAUGUCAUCUGUGCAGGGGUUCUAGGCAGCGUGGAGGUCUCUGGGGAGAAGAAAUACCAGUAUUAUAGCAUGCCUCCUUCUUUGCUGCGGAGCCUGGCCAGAGGCCAGCACACCCUGAGAGUACAGAGGGGGCCCCUUCUUGAGAUCACAGACAAUCUGAGAGAGGCUUCAAAUAUAAGAGAUGAGCAGGAAAAGCAAGAAACAGAAACUGCUAUAGUUGCUCCUGGGGUGUCCCUUCAUGGGCAAGGGCAGCCGAAGUAUGGCCAGUUUCUCCUGGUCCCUUCUGAUCUAAAGCGAGUUCCUUUCUCUGCAGAAACUGACUUGCCUCUGUUCAGAGCAUCCAUGGAAGCAGGAACAAAGGUGCUGGCAACUGAACAGGUCCCCCAGGGUGAAGUGCCUGUUCAUCUGACUUGGCAGACCCCACCUGUCUCAGCUCAGGGCUCAGUGGCCGAACCCGAGGCACGGUACAGGUCAAUCGCUCAGACACCGGCCAGACAAGACGAGGCGGAGCAAGGUCUCCCCACUCUGAUUUGCACAUCUGUGCCAAUGCAAGUGACCUCCCUCCCCUCCCAAGUAGAGAGCAUGGGAACUGGAGGUGGAUAUGUGAACUGGGCAUUUUCAGAAGGUGAUGAAACUGGCGUGUUUAGCAUCAAGAAAAAAUGGCAGACCUGCUUGGCCUCCACGAGUAACAGUGACUCUAAAGAGAGUGGCCAAGGCCAGAGGAAGAUCCGGGCCAGAUCCCUAUCUGAUAACUCAUCAAGCUUGGCCCCUAGUAGUGACUGCUCAGAGGUAGGACCAUGGCUACAGCCAAACACAUCCUUUUGGAUCAAUCCUUUCCGCAGAGAUAGGCCCUUCACUCGGAGUCAUAGUUUGAGAUUCCACAAGGAGGACAAACUGAAGAUCUCUAAGAUUAAAAAUCUUUCAAGAUCCUCAGAGAUAGGGCAGUUAGCAUGGAUCAAAACAAAAAUGCUAAUCAAGGAUAAGAGAUCGUCAAAGAAAAAGAAGAAAACACAAGAACUACAGGUGCCAGUCAUAACGGUCGACACCUGUUCUCAAAAUGACCAAUUGGAUUCAGAGCCAGGAGAAAAUAAAAUCUCAGAAGAAGAGGUCUGCAGCAAGAACUGGCUCACAGUGUCCAAAUUUAAUCAGAUAAGUCUAGAACCCUCUCUAUAUCAGAAAAUGAAAACUAAAGAAAAGGAACAGCAUGCCAUACAAGUCAGUGAUUAUUUAAAGCAGUCUCAAGAGGAUCUGAGCAAAAAUUCAUUGUGGAACUCUAGGAGCACUAACCUCCCUAGGAACUCCCCGUUGAGAAGUUCAAAUGCAGCUGACAAAAUCUCAGCCUCCUUAAAAAGCCCUCCAGAGCCUCACCAUCAUUAUUCAGCCAUUGAAAGGAACAAUUUAAUGAGGCUUUCUCAGACUAUACCAUUUACUCCAAUCCAACUGUUUGCAGGAGAAGAAGUAACUGUCUACAGGCUGGAGGAGAGCUCCCCUCUGAACCUUGAUAAAAGCAUGUCUUCUUGGUCCCAGCGAGGGAGAGCUGCGAUAAUCCAGGUGUUGUCCCGUGAGGAGAUGGAUGGUGGGCUCCGUAAAGCCAUGAGAGUCAUCAGCACUUGGUCUGAGGACGAUGUUCUCAAGCCAGGGCAGGUUUUCAUUGUGAAGUCCUUUCUUCCUGAGGUGGUACAGUCAUGGCACAAAAUCUUCCAGGAGAGUACUGUGCUUCAUCUUUGCCUCAGGGAAAUCCAACAACAAAGAGCUGCUCAAAAACUAAUCUAUACCUUCAACCAAGUAAAACCACAAAACAUUCCCUACACACCAAGGUUCCUAGAAGUUUUCUUAAUCUACUGCCAUUCGGCCAACCAAUGGUUGACCAUUGAGAAGUACAUGACAGGAGACUUCCGGAAGUACAACAACAACAACGGUGAUGAAAUUGCCCCCAGCAACACCUUGGAGGAGCUGAUGUUGGCUUUCUCUCACUGGACCUAUGAGUACACCCGGGGAGAGCUGUUGGUUUUAGAUUUGCAAGGUGUUGGAGAAAAUUUGACUGAUCCAUCUGUUAUAAAACCUGAAGACAAACAAUCAAGAGGAAUGGUGUUUGGACCAGCCAAUUUAGGGGAAGAUGCAAUUAGAAACUUCAUUGCAAAACAUCGUUGCAACUCCUGCUGCCGGAAGCUCAAACUCCCGGAUUUAAAAAGAAAUGACUAUUCCCCUGGAAGGAUAACUUCCACUUUUGGACUUGAUAUCAAAAUGGAACCCACGGAGGGGGCUCUGGCAAGGAACACGGAGAGGAACUCUCCAGAAGAUGUCACACGACUGUAAAAAGAGAAGGAGAAGCGAGAGGAUUCCAGCCGUUGCCCUCCUUCCCGUGAUAUCUUUGGCAACAGAGGUGGAUUGGAGUAACGUAGGUGACACCAGAGCCUCUGUCAGGAUGGCUUUACCCUGUGGCCCUCCUUGAGACACGCCUUCUGAGCCUCAAGUCUCACCUGCCGAAAGACCUCACUGGUGUCUGAUGAACGGGUUCUCCCAGAUACUGACCUGGGCGCAUGGUGCUCUGCAUGCGCUCAUCCUCCUGCAGUUUGGUGGGAAGACACUCAGAUGAUCCAGUGGGAAGACUGCUCCUUCCUACCUCAUUGCUUUAGCUGGUGGCUUAGAACCCCUGGA